Messenger RNA from Acaulospora morrowiae, 338 nucleotides. NCBI's taxonomy places the organism in Eukaryota, Fungi, Glomeromycota, Glomeromycetes, Diversisporales, Acaulosporaceae. The record is from the annotation of a GenBank genome assembly.
CAACAACUAUCUUAUUCGAGAUGUUUAAGAUUCACGACAUGGUUCGAGCGGAGAUUUUGGAUCGGAUUUUAUCAAGCAUUGUAUCAAAAGCUUCCAGUGCAGAAAACUUUCUAAAUUUACUUGAUAUGAUCGUGAAGGAAGCACCUAAUUCCAUAGCAAAUUAUAUUCCAAAAAUUAGAGGGACUCUUGAUUAUCUAACUUAUCUUCCUCCCAACAUCACCGAUAAGCUGUUAAAAGCUUUGCAACCAAUAAUAUUUGCGAAUCAGUCAUUUCGUGAUGGUCUCAUGAUUGUUCUACGCAAGGGGAUGUCUACGAAAGAUUUAGACGGAAGGCGCGCA